Solea solea (common sole) is the source of this 2151-nucleotide messenger RNA. It is a transcript of the gene vimr2, whose product is annotated as vimentin-related 2. The record is from RefSeq and is a predicted model, not a curated record. The transcript has 10 exons. Gene Ontology annotation, cellular component: Z disc; sarcolemma; cell-cell junction. Bases 64 to 1236 code for a protein of 390 amino acids. Lineage: Eukaryota; Metazoa; Chordata; Actinopteri; Pleuronectiformes; Soleidae. Gene Ontology annotation, biological process: skeletal muscle organ development.
CCUUGUUCCUGCCGUCUCUGUUUGCCUGUUGUGUCGUAGCCCAGUUUGAACCUGUCCGAAGCCAUGGCCAUGCUCAGAGUGUCGUCUUAUCGCAGGGUGUUUGACGAUGAUGCCUGGAGUCGAGGUGGAGGGAUGGGUAUGCAGAUGCAGUGUGCAGGACAGUACCGGGCCCCUCUCAGGAGAGCAGCAGCUGAUGAAUGUGACUGUGACAAACUGGAUUUUGUUGCUGCCAAGUCCCUCAACAAAGAGGGUCUGAACCGGUUCACACAGGACCGCACCGUUAUCGCUGCCCUCAAUGACCGCCUAGUCAGGCUUAUUGAAAUGGCUCACUGCUUUGAGGAGGAGAACGAAUCACUUGAAUGUCAGAUUGUGGAGCUGGAGGAGAAGCUGAACAGGCGACAAGCCUCGUCCCGUGUCACGUCCACUGUGGCCCCACCUGACUACAGCCUGGACACAGUGGUGGAAAGACUGCGCAGGGAGAGGGAUGAGAUUCUGCAUGACACUGAGGAGCUAGAGAAAGAGCUAGAGUGUGUGAGGGAAAGCUACGAGAAGGCCUCACAGCAGAGAAUCUUCUACAAGCAAGAACGACAAUAUAUUGCUGAGGAAGUGGAUGGUGUGACGGCAGAAUGUUUGGCACUGAGGGAGCAAGUGGCUAUCUACGAGGAGCAGCUGGCCAACAUGGAGGCCCAGCACCAGUCGGACGUGGAGAGUCUGGUGGAUCCAGCUGAAGGGACGGCGGCAGCACUGGCAGCUAUUGGCUUUAGCAGCCCAGACAUGACGCCAGUCUUGGAUGUAAAGGAGUAUUACUGCCAGCUGGCUGAGAGUCUGCAGUACGAGUGUCGCGCUGCCUCUUCAGCUGUGGUUCGUGCUGAUGAUGGAAAAGAACUGGCGGUGGGAAAAGUCAGCAGUUCAAAGGUCAAAGGCUUGCCAAAGGACAUUAAUGAGUUGAAGAUGCUGAUUUCAGAGUUACAAAAGGAGCUCGCUGAGCUUGAGAAGUGUAAUGCAGAGCUGGAAGAUGAGGUUGAGAUGAAGAAGGCUGCAUACAUGGAUGAGAUUAUGGAGUUAAAGUUCACACUAGAUGAAAUGCGGCACCAGGAGGCCGACCUUGAAGCGCAGAUGAAGGAGCACUGUGAGGACUACCAGGAGCUGCUCAGUGAGAAGAUGGCCAGAGACAUGGAGAUCGUUGCCUACAGGAGUCUGGUGGAGGAAGAGGAGGCGAGGCUGUGUGACCUGUGAAAUGAGGAUGAAGAGUCAGACUGGGUGACUGGAGUUCGGCUGGAUGCUUCCAACCCCCCCCCCCCACCACACACGCACACGGAUUAGCAAACAGACCACAAGAAAAAAACAGACACAAAUCGGCGCUAGGAUAAAGCUUAAGGUACCAACGCAGCAAUAUGAGCAGAUGUAAACUUAUCAUGACAGAUUAAUGCUGUCUGGAGGUCUAAGCCGGGCCAUUGAUAACAGGUCGCUGACAGAUGACCCCAAGUCUCUGAGAAAGAUGGAACUGUCUGACGCUGGGAGGGAGGUGGGAGGACGGAAGGCUCUGCCAUGAGUGUGCAUCCAUUCAGUGUCUGGCAGUGGCAUUUCCCUAAGUGGGUUUUAUCUCUUUAGCAACUCACUGAUAUGAUUCAUAAAUGUUUUGUUCUCUCUUUGUUGAACAAGUUUCACACACACGCACACACCGUUGAGUAAUUCCUCCUCUGAUUCCACCUCAUCCAUCACUCAAACUUUGUCUGAUUACCAGCUCUUAACCCUUGACCCCGUUGCUGUUAACAAACAUAUUGACAGCGUUCUCUCUUCGCCGACUAAAAGCGUCUCAUCGCCCUUUUUGCUUUUACAGUAAUGCGUUUGUGUUGGUUUUGCAUUCGACCGUUUGCUUUUCAAAUGGUUCGUGAAGUCGCUGAUUUUCUGUGGAGCUCGUGUAACUGGGCACCUGGAUCUUUCCGCAAGGAAAGACCGCGUGAUUCAUGAUUCCUUCUUUGAAAAGCGACGUCCCAGUUGCUGUCAUUUCAGAAAUAAGCCUUUGGUAACACAUCUCUUAGUAAUCUCCUUAUUCUACACGCUGUCUGUGAUAAAUCUUUUUGUGGUUCCUGUUUCUGGAGAAUGUGCUUUGGAUUUAAAUUAAAUAAAACUUGAUUGCUUGACAAAUCA